GACGCCUGCGCAGUGUGACCGGGAUGGCGCAUUUUCUUGCACCGAGUAAUGCGGCGUCGCUGGUGGUUGAGGAGGGCGGAGAGUUCUGUGGUGAAAUAGAGGGAGGGAUUCAUGGAAGCCUCAGGAGGAGCCUUGUCCUGAACUAUAAGGUGGGAAGUUGAUACAGGAUACUGCUACUCCUGGGCCCGCGGCGUGAAAGUUGUGAUAUCAUCCUCGAACCAUCAACUUUGAAAUUUAAAAACGAUGGAGAAGACUCAAGAAACAGUCCAAAGAAUUCUUCUAGAACCCUACAAGUACUUACUUCAGUUACCAGGUAAACAAGUAAGAACCAAACUUUCACAGGCAUUUAAUCAUUGGCUAAAAGUUCCAGAAGACAAGCUACAGAUUAUCAUCGAAGUGACGGAAAUGUUACAUAAUGCCAGUUUACUCAUCGAUGAUAUCGAAGACAACUCAAAACUCCGACGUGGCUUUCCAGUGGCACACAGCAUCUAUGGAAUUCCAUCUGUCAUCAAUUCUGCCAAUUAUGUGUAUUUUCUUGGCCUAGAGAAAGUCUUAACCCUUGAUCACCCAGAUGCAGUAAAGCUUUUUACCCGUCAGCUUUUAGAACUACAUCAGGGCCAAGGCCUAGAUAUCUAUUGGAGGGAUAAUUACACUUGUCCCACUGAAGAGGAAUAUAAAGCUAUGGUGCUGCAAAAGACAGGUGGACUAUUUGGAUUAGCAGUAGGCCUCAUGCAGUUGUUCUCUGAUUACAAAGAAGAUUUAAAGCCACUACUUAACACACUUGGGCUCUUUUUCCAAAUUAGGGAUGAUUAUGCUAAUCUACACUCCAAAGAAUAUAGUGAAAACAAAAGCUUUUGUGAAGAUCUAACAGAGGGAAAGUUCUCAUUCCCUACUAUUCAUGCUAUUUGGUCCAGGCCUGAAAGCACUCAGGUGCAGAAUAUCUUGCGCCAGAGAACUGAAAACAUAGAUAUUAAAAAAUACUGCGUACAUUAUCUUGAGAAUGUAGGUUCUUUUGAAUACACUAGGAAUACUCUUAAAGAGCUUGAAUCUAAAGCCUAUAAACAAAUUGAUGCACGCGGUGGGAACCCUGAGCUAGUAGCUCUAAUAAAACACUUAAGUAAAAUGUUCAAAGACGAGAAUGAAUAGUAUUAAGCCAGUCUUGAUUAGGCCUGAAAAAAUUAGACUUUUAUUUCUUUCAUUUUUUUUUUCUGUUUUUUAGCCUAUUACUUUUUUAAAAAUUUGGACCAAGCUGUUAGGCUCCAAAAAAUGAGUGGAGUGGUAAUGAUGUGAGUAAUGUUGUAUCAAUUCAGAAUCCCUGUGUACAGAUAAUCAUCAUAUUACAAAGUUGAAGGAAUCAAAAGGAGCCACAUUUAAAUAGGUCUAAUUUGACUGUCAGAAUGUGCUAUGUUAGGACCUUGUGGCCAACUCAGACAUGAAUGUUCUAUCAAUUCUAUCAAUAAAGACUUCAGUAAAGCUUUUUACCACAUACUUCCUAAAUGAGCUGUACAGGCAGUUCCCAGUUCAUCUACCCCAGUUCCAAGCCAGCGACUACUUGGGACCAGUUUCUGUGGCUAGCUGGCCCAAAGACCACAGGAACUCCUCUUUCUUCCUAAAUGUUGCUUAGAAUAGCUCAUUCUUGGAGUUCCCAUUGUCGUGCAGUGGGUUAAGAAUCUGACAGCAACACCUUGGGUGCUCAGGUACAGGUUCAAUCCCCAUCCUGGUGCAGUGGGUUAAGGGAUCUGGUGUUGCCACACCUGCAACAUAGGUUGUGGCUGCAGUGCAGAUUCAGUCCCUGGCCUGGGAACUUCCGUGUGCCCUGCGUGCAGCCGUUUAAGAAAAAAAGCUAGCCCAUUCUCUUCCCCCGCCCACAGGAAACUUGUAUACUGAAGGCUUUCAGGAAAAAGCUGUAAAUGACAAGCCUUCUGGUCCUUUUUUUCAACUCCAUUUUCCCCUUCCUCCCUACCCAGCAAACUGCUCUUUAACCAAGGAGUUGCCUCUGAAUGAAAUUUACACACUAGCCCAAAUUCUUUGUUCCUUUUAAUGUAUCUAGUGCCUCAAAACUAAUCUGGGUAUAGCAGUAUCUUUCCAAUUUGGAAGAAAAAAGUUACAUAGACAAUUUUAAGAAGGAGCCUUUAAACCUUUUUACAUUUUCUCAUAAUUAGUAGUUAAAAAAAAAAUCAUCAAAGACCUGUUUGCUUACCUCCAGUACAAAAGCAGGGAGAACUGCCCUUUUCCUUCCCACCCACAUCAUUAACCCCCUGAAGGCAGUUGGUGCUUGAGUAGAAAGAGAAGUAGGCAUCUUUAAUCUCUAUGAUUAAAGGAAAGAAAUGUGUUAACCUGGGAGCUUGUGAAUGACUGAAAAGUAGCCGAAGGCUACACUCUUGGACACAAUUAGCUUUAUAGUGCCUUGACCCUGACUCUCUAAUCCUUUUGUUUCAUUUCAAGCCCUAAGCCCCUGGAGCCAUCUGUGACCUAAGAAGUAAGAAAAAAAAGAGCCCCUGAUUUCUGUAUUAAAAGUGUUGCUGACAUCCCAAAA
Molecule: messenger RNA, 2536 nt
Organism: Phacochoerus africanus (Common warthog)
Lineage: Eukaryota; Metazoa; Chordata; Mammalia; Artiodactyla; Suidae
Gene: GGPS1
Product: geranylgeranyl diphosphate synthase 1
Exons: 4
Coding region: 244-1146 (300 amino acids)
Biological process (GO): isoprenoid biosynthetic process
Molecular function (GO): prenyltransferase activity
Source: RefSeq, a predicted model, not a curated record